AUGGACACAGAAGAAGUAACAUCCGGCACCAUCGAUCAAUUAGACAAUGGAAAAGUGGUACGAUUAAAUGUUUAUUAUCUAACAUCUAUCCCUUCAUUACAUUCGGUACGCAAUAUCUUAACGCCAGGUCUUUUUACACCUUAUCAUUCUGCAAUCGAAAUCGAUGGUCUAGAGUAUGCCUACUACAGAGAGUAUGCCUAUCCAUUUACAUUUAGUGGAAUUAUAAGUGGAAAACCUAACAAAAUCUAUUUUUACAAAGCGUACACUAAAAUCUUUGGUAAAACAAUGUUAUCAACUAUCAACGUUGAGAAAUGUGCACAUCGAUUAGGUGAACAAAUAUUUUACGGCGCAAAUUAUAAUUUAUUAAAAAGUACAUGUCACACCGGAACAUUCCGAAUUUUUAAACGUUUAAAAACAUAUAACAAUGAUCAAAUAAAUGAUAAAAAUCUUUCGAAUGAUUUUUUACAUACAUUUCCAAAUCUCCAAUCAUUAACGUUGAAUAAAAUAUUCGAUGAUUUAACAACAAUUCAACAGCAUUUGAAUCGUUUAGAAAAAAAUUAUCGUAUAUCAGCAAAAAUUAACACAGAAACGAAAUUACACCAGCAAGCCCAUAAUCAAGAUGAACAUCAUAAUGAAAAUAUAAACUUGCCAACACCACAAAUAAUCAAGGAAUUCACAGGAAAAAAAGCAAGCUCAGCCAAUGGCAACCUCAGAAAACAAUUAUUAUUUUUAAUUAUUGCUAAACCAAUGAAUGUUUCUGUGUCCUCAGCUGACGAGCAAGAUAAUCCUUGCACGUUAAAAAAGACGAAGAUCCUUUUUUCUCUCAUUCAAAUUCCACAAUAUGAACAUUUACAAAUACUUAUAUGUAAAGGAAAUGGGUUAACGUCUUUAGCUGGGGUCGAAAAUUUGAAACAUUUAUGGAAACUUGAUGUUAGCAAUAACGAGAUUCGUAUAUUACAACAUUUGUCUCGUUUUAUUGCUUUGGGUACAUUGAUAUUGUCGAACAAUCAAUUACAAUGGAUUGAAUUACAACAUAUUCGGCAUAUGUCAAUACUUGAUUUAAGAUUAGAUGGAAAUCAUGCUCUUGAUUCAGAUCCGAACUCAAUAGAACGGAAUCAAGUGGAGGAAUUUUUUGUACAGUCCUCAUUAUCAAAUAAACCAGUUCGUCAUAAAUUAUCAAAAGAUCAAUUUAUGCCGACAAAUUUGAAAGACCGAUCAGUGAAUGGGUUAUUUGGGACAAAAGCUACAGAGUUAUUCGCCAAAUUUCCUCAGAACUGUUUUAUCAAUUCUGAUCUUGAUAAGAAACGGCUAAAACAUCUGUCUUCAUGGUUCCAAGAUUUAUGUCUGACUGAGAUGCGUUACACCGACAGACAAGAAGAAUUAUUACGAGAAAAUCGUCAUACACUUUAUCAUAUGAUGGAUUCGAGACAGACACAUGUAGAAGAAUUUAAUAUGCUACUUAUUCUACUUAUCACCGAUAUUUUAUUUCAACUUCCAUCAGAUUUACUAAAUCAUGUUAUUGAUAUCACGAGAAUUAACACAAUAGGAAAUAUUAAUGUACAAAAGAUAUUUGCUUCAAGUGAAUCGUUCAAAUGUAAAAUUGUAUCUCUAUUACAAGGUGGUGCCAAAAUUGAUAGAGACGAAAAUCAUUCGUCUGCGUUUUAUGAAAAACUAUUUAAUAGUGUUUCUAUUGUUCUCUCGAAUCAUAUGCGUCAAAUAGACUUAUUAAAUGCAACAGCAUCGCAGGCCUAUCCAAGUGUUAGUGCCGUUAUGGAGGCAAAAGCUGUACUCUGUCUUGAAGUUAUGCAAGUACUGAUCAUAUGUCCAUUAUUUUACACGUUGGUUGAUAAUCCGAAUGUUCAUGCGAUAUUGAAACAUGCAUUAGAUAAAUCACCAGCUUAUGGUAGCGUCAAAGAAGUAUUACAAAGUUUUAAUGCUGAACAGAAAACACCUGAAGAGCAAAAAGAAUUGUUGAGUCCAAUAUUAGGAAAUAUAUUAAAAAUGACAAUACGUACAUUGUCAACCAAGAGAACAAAGAAGGUAACUGAUCCGAAUCAAGUGGAGGUACAAUUAAUAGAAAAUGAUGCAACAAAUCAACAAUCAGCAAAUGAAGCAAAAAUACAAGAGCAAUCACCAAGGUUACGUUCAGCUCGAAUACCUGCAAUUGGUGAUAGAAUAUUAACAGGUCCACAAAGUUUUGGUCGGAUUGUAACAUUACCCGAUGCUGAAAUAGCAAUGAUUCAAUUGGACAAUAUUCUAGCAACGAAUGGUGCAAUGGUUAGUAAUGGUGGACUGCCCGAUAGUAUCAAUUAUGUUAAUAUGAAUAAUUUUGAAUGGGAUGGGAUGCGCGAUUUUUGGAGGCCAAAGCACGCAAUUGGGGACAAAAUAACUCUUCAAUUGACAACAUCAAGAGGAGAAUCACCACGUUUGAGUUAUUCACAUCAAUCACAACGAAAAUUAAAGAAUGGUCAUCCGUUAACAACAGAAACUCAUGAACGCUCACCACCUGUGCAAAAAGUUUUCGAUAUGAAUUUAAAUAAAGCCGAUGAAAUGACUAUGGAGCGACCGCAACUCCCUACUAUCGCUCCUCCACAACCGCCAGUAUCACCUCCACCUCCGCCAACAAGAAAACACUCGACAAGUCAUCUCGAUGGAUCAGAAACAGACUUAAAUUCAUCAGUGCUACCACAUCAGCAUGAUGAGAGAAAAGUAACAACUCCUGAACCGACAAUUCCAGAAGUUGUUGAACGUCCACUCUCCGUUCGUAUUGUCAAACAAAAGCAAGAAAUCCGCGAAUCACCUGUUCUAAUUGAGUCUAUGCUUUUAUUAUAUCCUCCAGAGCAAACAGCAAAUACAUUACAUGAAACAUAUGAACAAAAUAAUAUUAUGAACGAUUAUGAACCUCUCCAAACUGUAUCUGUUCUCGAAAAUACUCAUUCAUUGUUAAAUCAUAGUGGUUCAAGACGAAAUAGUAGUCAACAACGAAAAGUCCAUGUACCAGUACAAAAUGCCUCGCAAUGGUUCAAUGGACCGGAUCUUCAAAAUGAACGAUCGGGACGUUUAGAAAAAGUUGUUUCAUCCAUACUGAAAAGAUCGUUUCGUCGUCCUCAUACCUAUGCAAUGCCAAAAGUGCCUACGUUAACAUCACCGUCUUCCAAAGAUCAUGCCUUAUAUAAAGGUGUUCGUCCAACAAAUUUUCAAGAUUUUUGUCUUGAAAGUAAUCGUAUACCAACAUUUAAUUACAAACAACCAUCUACUCCAAUGCCACAUUUUUCAAAGAACAGGUUUAUUCUGGGUAAAGCAGCAAGCCCCAAUGCUGUUUGGCCUCAACCUCAAUUAAUGAAUGCUGACAAUGAUCUGGUUUAUAUAGAUCCAAAAUAUUUUAUUGUUUAUUCGAACUUGGAACGUUGUGAUAUUAUUCGAAAAGCAAUCGAACGAUAUCGACCAAUAUUUUUUCCACCGAAAUUGACAAUAAAUAAGGCUCAAACACAGAAUAUUUUGACGUCUGCUUACAUUCGAGUCAAUUCGCGAAUUUGUGAGAAAUAUCCAUCAUUGAAAGACGACGAAUCAUAUAAUAUUUCUAUUGCCGAAUCAUAUGCAACAAUAUCCGCUAAUAGUGUCUGGGGAGCUCUUCAUGGUUUAGAAACAUUUUCACAAUUACUUUUCAUAACUGACAAUAAUCAAGUAACACCAGAUCGUCGCAUUUUUAAAAAUAAUGAUACGAUGGUAUAUAACAAAUUUAAUGUAUUACAUUGGCAUAUUGUUGAUGAUCAGUCUUUUCCAUAUGUGAGCAAGAAAUUUCCAAAAUUAUCCCAAAAGGGUGCUUAUUCGCCUUAUCACAUCUAUACAGCAGGAGAUGUACAGGACAUAAUUGAACAUGCACGAUUACGUGGUAUCCGAGUUAUUCCAGAAUUUGAUACACCCGGUCAUACGAAAUCAUGGGGUAACGCUUUUCCAGUUUAUUCUGUCCAUGGUGAAAGUGAAAUAUUUAAUCCGAUAAAUAAACAAGUUUAUUCAUUUAUGAAAACGUUUCUGAAAGAAAUUAGCGAUACAUUCCCUGAUCCUUAUAUUCAUUUGGGAAUGGAUGAAGUUUAUAAAGAUUGUUGGCUUUCGAAUCCUGACAUUAGACAGUGGAUGGAGACAAAUAAAAUGAAAAAUGGUACAGAUUUGAUGGACUAUUAUUCGUCAGCAGUACUUGAUAUCGUAAAAAGUUUAAAUGCAAAACCAAUGGUUUGGCAAGACGUUUAUGAUGAUGGUGUAAAGUUGGAUUCUGAAGCAAUCAUUGAAAUUUGGAAAGAUACAAGUUUAUUGCCUGAAGCCGAGCCAUGGUCUUAUUAUCUAAGCAAAGUGACAUCCGACGGAUAUUAUGCUGUUCUUGCAGCGUGGUAUCUUAAUAUGAUAUCAUAUGGGAAAUAUAAUACCAAUGACUCCGUUAUGAAUUUAGAAUUUUUCAAAUAUUAUAACGUUGAUCCAUUUACAAAUUUUACAGGCGAUGCUGAGGCACGAAAACGUUUGAUUGGUGGUGAAGCAGCGUUAUGGGCAGAAUUUGUUGAUGGUACAAAUUCACUAAGUCGAUUUUGGCCUCGUGCGUCAGCUGUGGCCGAAAGAUUAUGGAGUUCAGAAGAUGUGAAAGAUCCGGAAGACGCUCAAUUUCGUUUAGAUGUUCAUCGUUGUCGUUUGUUAAGACGUGGUAUACCGGCUCAACCAAUACUUGAUGGAUUCUGUGGUAGUUAUGAACCAGGAAUGGUACAUAGUAUGAUUAACGAUUCAGCAUUUAAUUAUUAA
This is a messenger RNA of Didymodactylos carnosus, 4785 nucleotides long. NCBI's taxonomy places the organism in Eukaryota, Metazoa, Rotifera, Eurotatoria, Philodinida, Philodinidae. The record is from the annotation of a GenBank genome assembly.